Molecule: messenger RNA, 561 nt
Organism: Dibothriocephalus latus
Lineage: Eukaryota; Metazoa; Platyhelminthes; Cestoda; Diphyllobothriidea; Diphyllobothriidae
Source: the annotation of a GenBank genome assembly
AUGUUCUCGUGUUUCGACUGGCUAGAAUUGAUCAACUUGGCGUCCUUCCUACUAACGCAUUUGUCUACCAACACCAGCGCGGAGUGGCUACGCGCGCAGGCCUCAUCUCCCCCCGAAUACACUGGAGUUGAUGAAUUUCUGACUUUAGGCUCACUGCAUCAGGCGUGUUGCGAGUUUGCUGUAACUGAAGCCAUGUCCUCCCGGGUUUCCAAUGUCUCGCAGAUGCGUGAAAAAGCUCUCACCUUACUGGCGGACCAUCAGCAUCUUGCCUCAAGGACGAGUUGUCCGGCAAACACCCUGGUAGACUUUUCUUUGCGCCAGAGUCCCGCAGACGGGCUGGCCUGCAAACACAACCGCACCCUGGCGUUCUAUCCGAUCUCUUCGGUCGCCGCGCCGGCCUGGGUGGAAACGCUUGUUGGCGAAUUGCCUGCUCGAAAACCACUCGUGGCGAUCCUUGAUCCGCAGGAGGAGUCAGUCUUCAAAAUGGACGGCGAAUUUUCGUAUGACAACGUAGGUGAGUGCUACACAGAUCAUCUUCAAUAUUUCCUGUUCCACACUUAA